AAAGUUCAAUUAAACUUGAGAACAAUUUAUUUUACUACGUCUGCACUCUGCAGUAGCAGUGCUGCUCAUUCCACUUUUUUGAUAUUCGUAGACAGUCGUAAGACGACAAACUAUAAUAGUUAUCCCUUCUCCGGUGCACUCCCACCUACUAUUUCUGUUGAUUGACUGGUUACUGGUACCAUGUACUAGGUAAUUGAACACCUCAGAGUUACUAUUAACCUGCUGAAAUGUCUUGGCUCAUAGACCUGGCUGGUAAAGCGGAACAUUAUUUGGAUAAAAUCGACCAGAACACAGCAGUAGUGUUACAGCAACAAAAGGAAAAACCUCUGAAAGACGUUUUCAAAGCGCCAGUAACGGAAAAUGUGUUGGUCGAAAUCGAAAAUAAACCCAUUACGUCUGUACCUAGUUCGCCUGCCACAAAGUCAUUACAGAUGAAACCCAAAAGUGAUUCUCGCAUAUCUGAUGAGCACCUACUGCAGUAUUUAAAUAGUCAUGAUUCGACUAUCCAAUCUCAAUAUGAGGGUCAAUCUACUAGUUAUAUCGAUAAUUCAAUUGAUUCCAUAUCCAAACCGUUAACCGAAGAAAAUCAUAUGUUGAAAAAUGAAAUAAGGACAUUGAAUAAUGAAAUGUCAUUAUUACAAUACAAGUUAAAAACGGCAGAUAAAGAUAUUAAUCAAAUAUCAAUGGAACUUGAAGUUAAUAAAAGACAUUCGGCUAAUCUAGAAAAGGAACUGCAAGAAGCUCAUAUACAACUACAAAAUGCUCAAGAUGUAAUGUUCAGGUUGAAGGAAAAAUCUAAAUCCAAAGAUCCAGUAACUCGAGAAAAUAAUUUAGUUUCUGACAAUAAUUUAAUACAUGAAAACCAAAUUUUACAAAACGAAAUAUCAACGCUACUCAAAAGAAUUGAAGUGGACGAAUUAAGGUUAAAUGAAUUAACUUCAGAAAAAUUAAAUCUUGAAAUGGCACUCAAUAAUAUUCAAUUUGAGAAUAAGAACACUGUUAAAAAAGAAAUAUUCAUAAACUUAUCUGAUGAAUGUAAUUCAAUGACUACAUUUACCAAAACAAAUUUAAACAAUGUUGCCCUAAAAUUAAAAGAAUGUUUGAAUGAUCUAGAAAUUGUUAAUAUACAAGCAACCACCGACCAAGGGGCUUUAAACACUUCAGAAUUAGAACGAUCAGACAUAUUAACCAAAUUAAAUGUCAUGAAGAGUAAUUUACUCUCUAUUGAUUGUGGUUUACAGAAGUCACUGCACGAUCUUAGUGGUUUUAAAGAACGGCUUACAAAUAUUGAUUUAAAAUCGUUUGCAGAUGAUAGUUGUAAUAGUCAAGCAGAUAUUAUGAAUUGUCAGGGAGUAAUGAAUGAGCAAAUGUUAUCACUUAAAAAGGCUGUGGCAUGUAAGCAAGCUGAGCUAGAACAAGUGUUAUCUGAAAAAAAUUCAAUGGCAAUAAGAAUUGAGAGUUUGGAGACAAGAUUAAAAAAAGAAACAAAUGUAAUAAUCAAUGUUAAUGAUACAGAUGAUGCUAAAGCCAAAGUACCUCAUUUCAUGAUAGAAAAAGCAUUUGAUACUAGUGUAGCAAGAGGAGUUAAGCGUGCUUAUUCCAGCCUAGAUUCAUUUGGUUUAAGAACAGGAAUGUAUUUACGACGAUACCCACUAUUAAGAACUAUAUUAUUUGUUUAUGUGGUGGUACUUCAUUUGUGGGUGAUGUUGAUACUAUUCUCUUAUACUCCAGAGACCAAUUAAUAUUCCACUUAUACUUUAUUUUUUCUGCAAACAUCUGUGUAUUCAAACACUCAACUACCUAAUCAAACACUCACUUUAUAUUAUUAUUUAAAUGUAAUCAUAUUAAUUAUUAUGUUGUUGCUGUUUUAUUUUUAUUUUUUGAAUAUCAUUUAUUUAGAAUUAUAUGUCGAGGAACAGUUUUCAUUAA
This is a messenger RNA of Aphis gossypii (cotton aphid), 1929 nucleotides long. RefSeq names its product golgin-84 (gene Golgin84). Gene Ontology annotation, cellular component: Golgi cisterna; Golgi membrane. The transcript has 10 exons. The record is from RefSeq and is a predicted model, not a curated record. The coding region runs from base 228 to 1742 and encodes 504 amino acids. Lineage: Eukaryota; Metazoa; Arthropoda; Insecta; Hemiptera; Aphididae. Gene Ontology annotation, biological process: retrograde transport, vesicle recycling within Golgi; Golgi organization.